AUGGCAUGGGCAAGACAAGCGGCGUCCAGAAGCUUCCUAAAUUUACUCGUCGUCGCCCUUGCUACCAGCGCCGACGCGAGAAUUUUUAGGCAGCCCGUCCUCGGCCGCCUGCUUCCGUUCCCAGGAAGACUACGAUGUGUGCUGCGCGCCGAUAUGAGUUCUAACGAGGUGCUGAGCUCGUCACUGGGCGGCGAUGCGGGCGCCAGUGCCGAUCUCUGGAUCCGCUUGUACUGGUUUCAGAAUCAGCUUAACGCACACGUGCACUUCAACGGUCACGAUCUGACGGGCCAGCUCCCUCCAAACAACCAGUCGAUCAACCUCGGCUUCAAAGGCCAGAACGGCCCCGUCGUUUGGAACAUCGAGGGCACGUGGACCGUUCAAAACCCGGAGCAGAUUGAGCUGGACCGUUGGAUCAUGGGCACGCGGAGAACGAUGGUUCCUGGAACGUCGAUGACGUUCCAGCAACUAAUCCAUCGAAUCGACAAGAAUCCCACCAAGUUUUACGGCACCAUCAGCACAGACAGCUACCCGAAUGGCGCCGUCCGCGGACAGUUCAUUCGAGGUUUUCCCAACAUGCUCUUGCCCGUCCCGCGGUGUAAUUAA
Messenger RNA from Closterium sp. Yama58-4, 603 nucleotides. The record is from the annotation of a GenBank genome assembly. Lineage: Eukaryota; Viridiplantae; Streptophyta; Zygnematophyceae; Desmidiales; Closteriaceae.